AGACGUUCCUCUGGUCACGUGGGUCUGCUUCCUGUCACAACAGUUAGCUUCCCCGGGGCUAGCAUCCCCGAAUUAAAGCCGUUUUCUGUCAAAAUGGAUGUAAGUCAGGCCAAACAGGAACAUCUGCUUGCAUUAAAAGUAAUGCGGCUGACAAAACCAACUCUGUUUACCAACCUGCCAGUGACAUGUGAAGAGCGAGACCUCCCAGGCGACCUCUUUGGGCGCCUCAUGCGAGAUGAUCCGUCCACUAUCAAGGGCGCAGAGACGCUAAUGCUGGGCGAGAUGCUAACAUUGCCGCAGAACUUCGGUAACAUCUUCUUGGGCGAGACCUUCUCUAGCUACAUCAGCGUGCACAAUGACAGCAGUCAGGUGGUCAAAGACAUUCUGGUUAAGGCUGACUUGCAGACCAGCUCUCAGAGACUUAACCUGUCGGCGUCCAACUCGGCCGUAGCCGAACUCAAACCCGAGUGCUGCAUUGAUGAUGUCAUCCAUCAUGAAGUCAAAGAGAUUGGAACACAUAUCCUGGUGUGCGCCGUGAGCUACACUACACAGCACGGAGAGAAGCUCUACUUCCGCAAGUUCUUCAAAUUCCAGGUCCUCAAGCCCUUGGAUGUCAAGACCAAGUUCUACAAUGCCGAGAGUGACCUCAGUUCUGUGACGGACGAAGUGUUCCUGGAGGCCCAGAUCCAGAACAUCACCACGUCGCCCAUGUUCAUGGAGAAGGUGUCGCUGGAGCCGUCCAUGAUGUACAACGUGACCGAACUCAACACCGUCACCCACCAAGACCACGGGGUUUCGACGUUCGGCAAAAUGUCAUACUUGCAGCCCAUGGACACGCGUCAGUACCUCUACUGCCUGACCCCCAAACCGGAGUACGCCGAGAAGGCCGGUGUCAUCAAGGGCGUCACUGUUAUCGGGAAGUUGGACAUCGUGUGGAAGACCAACUUGGGGGAGAGGGGACGCCUGCAGACCAGCCAACUCCAGAGGAUGGCUCCAGGCUACGGAGACAUCCGCCUGUCCAUGGAGGUCAUUCCCGACACGGUCAACCUGGAAGAACCGUUUGACAUCAGAUGUAAAAUCACCAACUGCAGCGAAAGGACCAUGGACCUUCUUGUGGACAUGAUCAACACGUCGUCCAUCCACUGGUGCGGCGUGUCCGGCCGAGCUCUGGGCAAGCUAAGCCCUGGGGCGUCGCUUUCGCUGGACCUCACGCUGCUGGCGUCCGUCCAGGGUCUCCAGAGUAUUUCCGGUCUGAGGCUUACAGACUCGUUCCUGAAACGUACGUACGAGUACGACGACGUGGCUCAAGUAUGCGUGGUUUGUCCGUCCUAGCAUUUGACUUUUUAGUUCUUGUUGGUUUUUUGUUUUUUUUAAAUGGGCUUUACAACAGACCAAGGCAUCACACUGUUUUAAUGCUCAUGCAAAUGGUUGUGAAUCAUGAAAGCCUUUGAAAAUAAUGUGAAUAUGUGAAUAAACACGCUAAUAUUU
This is a messenger RNA of Syngnathus typhle (broad-nosed pipefish), 1488 nucleotides long. It is a transcript of the gene trappc13, whose product is annotated as trafficking protein particle complex subunit 13. The transcript has 13 exons. Lineage: Eukaryota; Metazoa; Chordata; Actinopteri; Syngnathiformes; Syngnathidae. The record is from RefSeq and is a predicted model, not a curated record. Gene Ontology annotation, cellular component: TRAPPIII protein complex. Bases 94 to 1332 code for a protein of 412 amino acids.